AUGUAUCCCGAGCGUAGGAGGACUUUUUAUCGUCGUAGACGUGUACCAAGGAGGAGAAGGACUUAUAGACGUAAAACCAACUUCAUGAAACGUAUUUAUAAAGGUAUCAUUCAUUCAGAACAUAAGGAUAACCAUGAAUUUAAUUUGGGAACCAAAGGGAUCUAUACUUCGAACUUAUGUUGGAACUGGCAUUCCUUUCUUACUGGUAGUAUCAAAGCUCAAGUAUCUCACUACAUGAACUUGUUCGAUGAAGUGAAGAUUAGACAUGUAACCCUCACUUAUUGGUUACGUAAUAAUGGAUCCAAUUCUCUUACUAAUGAGCAACCUACCGUCACCUCUACCUAUGAUCCUGACGCUCAAGGAAGGGUGAUGUCUUUAGACAACCAAAAUUGUUGUCCCAAUACUAGGGAGAAGUUGAUUAGGUAUGGGAAGAAGUAUACCUUAAAGAUGUAUCCCAAAUUUCAACCUAAACUGUCUACUGCCAAGUCUGUUGCUAUUGGAGGCGGCGCUAGCAAACGUCGAGUUUGUUUACCUUAUGACGUCAUUUGGUAUCCUGUUUGA
This is a messenger RNA of Lottia gigantea (owl limpet), 561 nucleotides long. RefSeq lists its product as hypothetical. The record is from RefSeq and is a predicted model, not a curated record. NCBI's taxonomy places the organism in Eukaryota, Metazoa, Mollusca, Gastropoda, Lottiidae. The transcript has a single exon. The coding region runs from base 1 to 561 and encodes 186 amino acids.